UUAAUAAAGUGAUUGCUGUAUUACUACUACAUGUUUAUUUGGACACUUGUUUGUUUGAUUUGUUAUUUAUGUACAUGCUUAUUUUACAGGAAAACAGACCUUUUAUCACAUUGACAUAGCAGCUAAUCCUGGGAAAGGAGCUAAUUGUGUUACACGCAUGGUGCACCAUUACAUGUACUUUGUUAAGUUUGGGCAUGGUGAAACAGAUCUCAAGGUUCACUUUGAUAACUGUACAGGACAAAAUAAAAACAAUGUUGUGUUAUGGUAUGGACUUUGGAGAGUGUUUACAGCAUCUCAAGGAAAGGAAAAGAUAUUAAGUUUUCAACAUUUUCUUCAGGGCUACACAGAACCAUAGAAUACUCGAUGAUGGUAGCUGGUCACACAAAAUUUGAGCCAGACUGGCAUUUUGAUGUUUGGAAGGUGCACUGGAGAAACACCAAUGCUGAAACAAUACCACAGGUGGCAGAAUCCGUUAGGACUUCCAGUAGAAGUGGUCAUAAUAUACCACAGGUUGUAGGUGGUGCUGAAGAUCCUGUCUUGUUCUAUAAAUGGAAGAAUUAUUUACAACUGUACUUUAAACCACUGAAAUACCUAACCCACUACCACCAUUUCUACAUGGAUUCAGAGGAUCCAGGAAUUAUUACAUGUCGGGAAAAUGCUUCAUCUGAGCCUGUCACCUUCAUGUUACUGAAAAGCAAAAGUAAAGUUCCGAAUCCAGGUGUUCUUCCUUCUCCAUCUGUCAUUAAAGGCCUUGAACCUGCCCGACAAUGGUACCUAUAUGACCACAUCAGAGAGCAUUGUUAUUCACAGACAGCAAAAGAAUGCAUAUGUCCAAAACCUACUGUACCCAAAAAGAAAUAGACUUAACAGAAUGCUGUGAAGAAUAUAAACCAAAAGGUAAUAGGAAAAAGCUUUACUAAAUUAAGCUUGUACAUGUAAUUCACUGAUUGUGAAUUCUGUACAUGUUUCAACAUGUAUGAACAUUUUUAAAAUGUAAGGUAUUUUAUUAAAUGUUUGCUUUACUUGAAGUUUAUAGGAAAGAUUUACAUGUUCUCUGGUUAAUUCUGUGCAUGUUUUUAACAUGUGAUUUGUACAUGUUUCGAUAUUGUUUUAUCAAAGCAUUUAUGGUUUUCUAGUGUUGCAGAGUUGUGAUUGAUUGUUUUUUAUAUUACCUGGUCAAUUCAGAUUCUCUAUAUGUAUGAAAUGUGUCAUGCACAUGUUAAUAACACUAUUUGAUGAGUAUGUGUAUGAUGGUUUGUUUAAAGUAAGGCAAGUUAUGAUUCAAUGAUGGCGAUUUCUUUAAUGUGUAAUUGUCAAUGUCAAUUAACAUGUUUUAUCCAACACAUGCUCUGUUAAGUGGAAGUUGCAAUGUACAGCUGUAACAUGAAUUUUUUUCUAUUCAUUUUACCUUGUAACACUUUCAUGAUUAUCUGCCAAUUUGUGAUUUAUCCAUAUAGUAUAGUUUGCUUAUUGCUUUAUGCUUUGCAUAAAUUAUUUACUUUCAUGCUUUACUGUUAAAGUGAUAUAGUUAUAUAUACCACCAUAUCAUCAUCUUUAAGUACAUUGUACAUGAGUGUAUAUGUACAUGUUUGUCUACCAUUUUCUUUUAGCAUGCUCUUAUAAAGUGCACUGUGCAAUGAGAUGGCAUUUUUUUCUCAGGAAGUUUAUUGUAUUUUUUCUCAGUUGUUUAAGGAAGCUCUUAACACUGCACACCACACUAAAGACAACUAAAUCUCAUGGCAGUUUUAUUGCAACUUAGAGUGAUUUGCCCUUAGAUAUAAGAUAGAAUAGACUAAAAUCUGCAGUGAAAGACACAAUGUGUACUAGAUAAAAGUGUUCUUAACAUUACGUGUUUGUUAGAAUAAGAUAAAGUAAUUGGAUAAAUCAUUUGCAUGUAUCUUCCCAAUGUAAGUAAACAGGCGUAAUUUCUGUUCACUGAGUUUACUUAAGAUACCUUAACUGUCUGUGAACAUAUAUUCAGGGAAAUACUAUAGGUACCUUAUGUUGAAUAUGAAUUUGGU
Molecule: messenger RNA, 2021 nt
Organism: Saccostrea cuccullata (small rock oyster)
Lineage: Eukaryota; Metazoa; Mollusca; Bivalvia; Ostreida; Ostreidae
Exons: 3
Coding region: 262-861 (199 amino acids)
Source: RefSeq, a predicted model, not a curated record